AUGAAAAGAUUGGAAAUUCCUCUUGAUGAGGGUGAGCUGGGCUUUAGGCGUUUGCAAGAUGUAAUACAGGCCUUUCGUUUGAAGAUGGCUUGGAGUAUCCUCUUUGAGAAGAACGAGAGCUUGUGGGGUACUUUCAUGGGUGCCAAAUACAUCUCUGUUUUGCAUCCAGAUGAUUCAAAUAGGCAAUGCUGCUUUACCUCCCCUCUUUGGACUCGUAUUCAGUCCCAAUUCUCCCUUUUGGCUCCUAUUGUUCAGCAGCAGUUAGGAGAGGGAACUUGUCUCCUGUGGUCAAAGAACUGGUCUGGACUUGGCCGACUUAUGGACGUUGUUGUCACUCCCAUCCCAGAGGUUUUGUUGGAGAUGCAGCUAUUGACUCAGUUAGGCAAGUUCACAGUCAGCUCAGUCAGAAACAUUUACAGAUCUCCCUCUCUGCCUAUGGAGUGGUCCAGCCACUUGUGGAGCAGUGUGUUGCUGCCCAAAAUCUUAUUACUGGCGUGGAGGAUCAUACGAAAUGCAGUCCCGGUCGACAGUGCACUGCAGUCAUGGGGCAUACAGCUUGCUUCAGCGUGCGUCUGCUGUGGGUUACAGAAUCCAAUCCAAAAAUCUGUCGAGACCAUCCCUCAUCUCUUUCUCCAUAGCUGCAUGGCGAAGGCUCUAUGGGGUUAUGUGGGGGGCAUCUUCCACAUCCAUAUCUUGCCAGCUCAUUCAUUCAGCCUUCGGAUUGAGCAGUGGAAAAGCGCUUUCUCUGCUUCAGGAAAGAUUUUAGUUGCACAAAAGCUGGCCCCUUACUUAAUUUGCUGGGUGGUGUGGAAUGCCCGCAAUUUUGUGAGGUUUGUUAGCAAAUCGGCUUCCUUUCCCGCUCUGUUUGCUAAGAUAGACUAG
Magnolia sinica is the source of this 882-nucleotide messenger RNA. RefSeq lists its product as uncharacterized. Bases 1 to 882 code for a protein of 293 amino acids. The transcript has 2 exons. The record is from RefSeq and is a predicted model, not a curated record. Lineage: Eukaryota; Viridiplantae; Streptophyta; Magnoliopsida; Magnoliales; Magnoliaceae.